This is a messenger RNA of Erpetoichthys calabaricus (reedfish), 2652 nucleotides long. RefSeq names its product extracellular calcium-sensing receptor-like. The transcript has 6 exons. Gene Ontology annotation, cellular component: membrane. Bases 1 to 2607 code for a protein of 868 amino acids. Lineage: Eukaryota; Metazoa; Chordata; Cladistia; Polypteriformes; Polypteridae. The record is from RefSeq and is a predicted model, not a curated record. Gene Ontology annotation, biological process: G protein-coupled receptor signaling pathway. Gene Ontology annotation, molecular function: G protein-coupled receptor activity.
AUGGCAGUGCACCUGUACUUGUGGCUUACUUUACAUUUACUUUUUCACACAUCUGUAUAUCAAGCUAAUGAGUCUGACUGCAGUCUAUAUGAAAAUCCAGUUUUGCCAAGACUGUUCAAAAAAGGUGACCUUAUGUUGGGAGGGUUAUUCCCUGUUCACUUCAGGUCAGCUGUCCCUGAAUGGUCUUUUAAAGAUAAGGUUAAGCCUUUAAAAUGUGAAGGCUUUGAUUUCAGAGCCUUCCGUUGGUUACAGUCAAUGAUUUUUGCCAUUGAAGAAAUAAACAACAAUGCCAAUAUUUUACCAAAUAUCACUUUGGGAUACAGUAUUUUUGAUACUUGCUCCACUCACAUCAAUGCACUUGGCUCAGCCAUCACACUGGUGACAGGAGAUGAAAAAAAGGUGUCUGGUCCCACCUGUGGAAAUGCUCCACAUGUUCCUGUUAUUAUCGGGGAUGCCAGUUCAACAUCUUCAAUGGUAAUCGCCAGAACUCUGGGAGUUUUCAGAAUUCCUAUGGUGAGUUAUUUUGCAUCCUGUGCAUGCCUCAGCAACAAAAAUGAAUUUCCUUCAUUUUUUCGCACAGUUCCAAGUGACAAUUUUCAAGCCAAAGCAAUGGCAGGACUUUUGAAACAAUUUGGUUGGACAUGGGUGGGACUCAUAUCUGGUGAUGAUGACUAUGGUAAAUUCGGCAUCCAGAUUUUCAAAGAGGAAAUCCAACAUUUUGAUGUCUGCAUUGCUUUUUUUGAAAUCAUACCAAAGAUUUACUCUAAGCAGAAAAUCAUGAAUAUUGUUGAAACUAUUAAACAUUCUAGUGCUAAAGUAAUUGUUACUUUUGCAAUUGAAGCAGAUGCAUAUUCCCUACUUCAGGAGAUUGUACAUCAGAAUAUAAGUGACAAGCAAUGGAUUGCAACUGAAGCAUGGAUAACAUCAUCUUUAGUGUCAUCUCAAGAAAACCAUCAGUUCCUGACUGGAACAAUAGGCUUUGCAAUUCGUAAAGCAGAGAUUGUGGGAUUAAAGGAAUUUCUCUGUAGAAUUCAUCCUGAUGUGAACGCAUCUGAUCCAUUCAUUAUUGAAUUUUGGGAAGCACUGUUUGGAUGCACUUUGCAAGUAUCAUCAAAUGAUACUUCCCUAGUUACAUUGUCAGGUUCAAAAUCAAUGUGCACAGGUUUGGAAAACCUGAAUGAUAUCAGAAGUAUUUAUAAUGAUGUAUCACAACUAAGAGCAACAUACAACGUAUAUAAAGCUGUUUAUGCCAUAGCCCAUUCUUUCCACAAUAUGCUCUUUUGCAAGCCUGGGACUUCCUUCUUUAAGAAUGGAGACUGUCCAGAUAUUUUUAACUUACAGUUUUGGCAGCUCUCUCAUUAUCUGAAAGAAGUAAAAUUUAAAAGUCCAGUGGGUGAAUUUUUCUCUUUUGAUAGCAAUGGUGAUCCCAUUGCAGCAUAUGAUAUUAUUAACUGGCAGAGAAAUGCAGAUGGAUCCAUUGCAUUUGUUAAAGUUGGGCAAUUUGAUGCAACAUGGAAUUCUGGAAAAGAAUUUGAAAUCAUUGAAGAGAAAAUAGUGUGGGCAGAAGGUCAAACCAAGGUUCCAAAGUCCAUGUGCUCUGAAAGUUGUUCACCAGGCACAAGGAAAGCAGCCAGAGAAGGACAGCCUAUCUGCUGUUUUGACUGUCUCCCGUGUGCUGAUGGAGAAAUAAGCAAUACUACAGAUUCACUGGAAUGUCUUAAAUGUCCAGAGGAUUACUGGUCAAACAUUCAGAAAACAAAUUGUAUUUUGAAAGAAAUUGAAUAUCUCUCAUAUGGAGAAACCAUGGGAGUUGUUCUAACCAUAAUGUCAAUUUCUGGCGCCAGCAUUACACUCUUUGUCAUCACUGUAUUUCUUUAUUACAAAGACACCGCAAUUGUAAAAGCUAACAACUCUGAGUUAAGUUUCCUGCUUUUAUUUUCCCUAACUCUGUGCUUCCUGUGCUCACUUACCUUUAUUGGCCAGCCAUUAUCUUGGUCAUGCAUGCUGCGUCACACAGCUUUUGGCAUCAGUUUUGUUCUUUGCAUUUCAUGUGUUCUGGGCAAAACAAUUGUGGUUUUAAUGGCCUUUCGAGCUACACUUCCUGGCAAAAAUAUUAUGAAAUAUUUUGGCCCCCUUCAGCAACGUGCAGGCAUUUUUUUAUGUACAUUGGUGCAGAUUUUAAUCUGUAUACUGUGGUUAAUCUUGUCUCCACCAUUUCCCACAAAAACAAGUCAUUACAGUGGCCGAGUCAUUUUAGAAUGUAAUGUGGGCUCUGUCCUUGGAUUUUACAGUGUUCUAGGUUACAUUGGUUUCUUGGCCUGUAUGUGCUUUUUCUUGGCAUUUUUAGGUAGGAAGCUUCCUGAUAAUUUUAAUGAAGCAAAGUUCAUCACCUUCAGUAUGUUAAUAUUUUGUGCAGUUUGGAUAACUUUCAUACCGGCUUAUGUGAGCUCCCCAGGAAAAUACACUGUAGCUGUGGAAAUAUUUGCUAUUUGGUCUUCUAGCUUUAGCCUUCUGGUGUGUAUAUUUGCUCCCAAGUGCUACAUUAUCUUAGUGAGACCAGAAAAGAACACAAAAAAGCACUUAAUGGAAAAACCUGCUGCCAGCUAAUAAGAAAUUGGAGAUAAACUGAUACAUGCUUUAUUAUUAUCUCAG